ACGGAAUCUAUAAGAAAUUGGUUGUUUCCGUUGUGCCAUAUCCAGUGCCGAUAAACUUUACACGCGUUGAUCGCAACUAGUCGUCCUUGUAAUUACUGACUUGACUUUGAGAGCUGUGCUCCAAUUCGCUUCUUCAGGGCUGGUCUACCUCGCAUAUCAAUAAAUCCGUGUGCUACUGUGCGUUUGAUUACGCUCGGGAAUUCUCUUUACAGAAUCUAGUUCUAUAUCAACCGGUCCAAUAAUCAUGAGACUAAACGGGCUCACUGUUUUCUCAACUUUGGCGCUGUCGGCAUGUCUGUCGCAUGCGGCCUCUGUGAACGAAGCGGCCACGUCCCUACGAAGUAUCUCGAAUGCGGGCGUUGCAAUCCAGAGCGAUCGCGUCAGUGACAAUGCUGUUGUAGACAACAGCGCCAAUGUGGUUGAAGAAAAUGAGAACCAAGACGACGAAAUAGACAAUAAUGAGGAAGAGGAGGAGGAGGCUGAAGAAAAUGACGAGAAUGGAGAGGAAAAUGUAGACGAGAACGAAAACGAAGGGGAAAAUGAGAAUGUUGACGAAAACUUGGACCAAAAUGACAACAAGAACAAUGACAACAACAACGACAACAACAACGACGACGCGGAGAACAAUAAUAAGGACGACUUGAACAACAUCGGCCAAUUCCUCAACGGCAGCCUGGGUGACGGCUUCAACGACAUCUUAAUCGAUCCGAACGAUAUCCAAGGUAGCCUAGGGCAGAAUAUUCUCAACCUCCUACUCUCAAUGGGAAUCUGCAACUUCAACAUUGGCAGCCUCGGCGGUCUUAGCCUUGGUAACGAGAUUCAGCUACUUCUCCAACUUCAACAGCUACAGCAACUCCAGGCGCUCGGCAUUGUCAAUUCAUUCACAAUCGACCAAUUGAUUCAACGAGAGAUCCUGUCUAAGACAUUCAACCUGAAUAUCAUCAAACGAAGUAUCAAUGCGUCCGUUAAACAGGCAGCUCGCAGCAGGAAGCGCACAGUUAUGCUAAAACGACAGUGCGCAAAUGCCGGACAAUCACAACGUGGUGCGAGUGAGAAGGCGUGAACCAACUAAGCUGCUACAUCAGUACGAUGUAAAAGUUCAGUGGUAGAUUCGGGGGCAGAGGUGGAAAUUAAUUACGAGCUACGGAAGACCGUGAACAGUUGCCUCGCAUCAAUUAAUAGACGUUUAACACUAUUCAUUGAUGUUGGGAACUGCUCGCUCCACAGUGAUCAUUGAUCACAUUGAAAUCAAAGUUACCAUAUAGGCAAUUGGGUGGGAAUAGCUUGCCCUGGUAUCUAUAGGUUUUAGAAAGCGAUUUAUAUGUUGUUUCGUCACAAAACCGGAUGUUUUUCUCUUCUUUUGUGUCAUCGUGGCACAUACGUAUUAUGUAGCCUAGCUAAGAAUUCGUUCAUAUUGGAGAAAUUGAGUACAAUGGCCUGGCGAGCAUAG
This is a messenger RNA of Xylaria bambusicola, 1450 nucleotides long. RefSeq lists its product as uncharacterized. The transcript has 4 exons. NCBI's taxonomy places the organism in Eukaryota, Fungi, Ascomycota, Sordariomycetes, Xylariales, Xylariaceae. Bases 245 to 1063 code for a protein of 272 amino acids. The record is from RefSeq and is a predicted model, not a curated record.